AUAUUGUCACAUCACUCCCAACAUUUGAGUAGUUCCUGUAAACCCUACCAAUGGGGAGAUUCUCCUAAGAAUCCAAACGCAGGCAGAACUUUUCUGCGGGAUUCUUUGUUGGGAACCCAAUCAUUGUCCUUAAAAGAGGGCGCUUUACAGAUUCUUCAAUUAGAGAGUUCUGAUUUUUUUAUAUAUUUUUUUAAUCUCAAAUAUGGCCAUUUCUUCAAGCUUCACAUUACAACAGCACUGCUGUUUGCCAAAGGAAUUUGUUUCGGCCGACCAAUCCACAAACCACCUCGUUUUUUCUCAAUCCAAGGUUCUGGGUUUUUCCCAAAAGCCCAAAUUUUCUAACCAUUCAAUCAGACAGGGGAUCAGUUUUAGGAGAAAUAGAAAUGAUUCUCGACUGUUGUUUGAGUUAAAAUGCAGUAAACAAAAUGACGCACAUCCGGUUUCAGAGGAACCCUUAAUCGAUCAUGGAAAUGGAAAUGGAGAUGAUGGUGGUGACGGGGCCUCAUCGGGCGGCGGAGGCGGCAGCAAUGGUGAUGGUGAUGGCGGUGGGGAAGGUGGUGGUGAUUAUGAGGAAAAAGAAUUUGGGCCCAUAAUGAAAUUCGAAGAUGUAAUGAGGGAGGCAGAGAAACGGGGAGCCGUUCUUCCUUCGGAUAUACUGGAAGCUGCUAAGACUACCGGGAUUAGAAGUUUACUUCUCAGUCGUUAUUUGGAGUUAGAGGGAUCGGGUGGCUUAUUAGGAUUUUUGAUGCGUCACUGCUCUAUGCUUAGGAAUCGAAUGCUUGCUGAUCCAUCUUUCCUGUUUAAAGUUGCAACAGAGGUAGUCAUUGAUACUUGUUGUGCAACAUUUGCGGAAGUUCAGAAGAGGGGUAAGGAUUUUUGGGCAGAGUUCGAGCUGUAUGCUGCAGAUAUUUUAGUUGGGGUGGUAGUUGAUGUUGCUUUAGUUGGAAUGUUGGCACCUUAUGCUCGCAUUGGGAAGCAGUCUGGUUCUGCUGGAUUCCUAGGGCGCCUACAACAUGCCUCUUCUUCUUUACCUAGCAGCGUAUUUGAAGCUGAGAGGCCAGGAUGCAGAUUUUCAUUGCAGCAACGGAUAGCUACGUACUUUUACAAGGGUGUAUUAUAUGGUGCAGUUGGAUUUACUUGCGGGAUUAUUGGUCAAGGAAUAGCAAACAUGAUCAUGACUGCUAAAAGGAGCAUCAAGAAAUCGGAAGAGGAUAUACCUGUUCCACCUUUAAUCAAAAGUGCUGCACUUUGGGGUAUGUCAACUGCCCUUACUUUAGUACCUGUCGUGUCUUACUUCCACAUCUGACUGUUUAAUUUGGUCGUUUUUGCUGGCAAAUGAAUUUCCUCUUGCUUUCAUAUUCAAGUGUCUUGUAUACAAUUAAGAAGCACCAGCAGCUUGAGUAUUUAGUCUGUCCCACCUCUUUUGAUCUUCUUGUUUGUUGUCCUUGUCUAUUUUUCUUUCUUGCUUGAUGAAAUUAUUGCUAGUUCAACUUGUGGGUUUUAAAGGUAAAUAUAGACUCCACAUGUUUCGGCGUGUCUUUCGUGAUGAGGUUAAUAUCUUUUUAGUAGUUUCAGGUAUAGACUAAGCUUUGAGCUCAAUCUCAUAAGUAUAAGAUCGCUUCAGUGAGAUCAUAGAUUGAUCUUCUAGAGAUUUUUGAGAGGGUGCUCCGAAGUUUCUUGUUCUGCCUGAAAUAACCGAUUUUUCUCUUCCAAUCACAUUUGCAAUCAUGUCUAGUGCGUUGCUGCUUCUGUUUUAUUUGUCGGGUUCGUGUUGUGAAAUGACAUCGGAACAAAUGGCAGUUUUUUCUACUUCCCUUGUCUGGCUUUACCAUGGUGCUUCUUCAAGUUGUGUCAGUGAUAAUUAUUGAGUUCUACAUAUCUCACUACCUGAAGUGGGCACUUUUGUUUGAGAUUCACCUACCAAGAAGUUACUCUUUUCCCUUUCGAACAGGUGUUUUCCUUGCUGUCUCCUCAAAUACUCGGUACCAGAUAAUCAAUGGACUGGAACAGUUGGUUGAAGCAUCUCCAUUGGCGAAGCAGGUUCGACCGGUUUCUAUGGCAUUUACAGUUGGUAUAAGAUUUGCCAACAACAUAUACGGCGGAAUGCAGUUUGUUGACUGGGCAAAAUUGAGUGGGGUGCAAUAAUACCAUUAUCCAUCGAGCUUUUCCCAAAUUUAGUUUCAGGAUUAGUAUUAGAUUCCAGGAAGAUUUUGGUUCAUGGCUUCUUUGCGCUUUUGGUGUUUUUAGUUUAUUCUCAUCAACAUGCUUUGUGAAGAAAUUUGUACUAAUUUGUUCCACAAAAAUAGCCAUGUUUUAUUCUUUUGAGGGAUAGUAAUGAAAUGUAUGAAUCAGAAGAUGAAAGUCUAUAUGGACCAGAGUUAGCCUUGAAAAGAUGGAGUAAGCGUGUUCAGUUACGCCUAGUAUUUUUGACUUCACUCUUGAUUUUGUUUUGAAAUGUAAGAUAACUGCUUCUAGACGUUAGAAACAUAUACAAUGCGU
Molecule: messenger RNA, 2499 nt
Organism: Oldenlandia corymbosa var. corymbosa
Lineage: Eukaryota; Viridiplantae; Streptophyta; Magnoliopsida; Gentianales; Rubiaceae
Source: the annotation of a GenBank genome assembly